This is a messenger RNA of Pollicipes pollicipes, 1162 nucleotides long. RefSeq names its product mitochondrial ubiquitin ligase activator of NFKB 1-like. Gene Ontology annotation, biological process: protein ubiquitination; organelle organization. The record is from RefSeq and is a predicted model, not a curated record. Gene Ontology annotation, molecular function: ubiquitin-protein transferase activity. NCBI's taxonomy places the organism in Eukaryota, Metazoa, Arthropoda, Thecostraca, Pollicipedomorpha, Pollicipedidae.
GGCGUGCUGCAGCGGCUGGCGCUGCAGGAGUACACCAUGGAGGCGAGCGGAGCCACCGGCUUCUGGUCGGAGCGGCGGCGCACGGUGCGCGAGGUGGUGAACACGGUGCCGUUCGCGCUGUGCGGCGCCGGCCUGCAGGUGGCGGUGCGCGACCCGGCUGCGCUCACCGCCGUCGACCUGUACACGGUCAAGGACGAGUACGUGCCGGCUGAGACGUCGCUGGCGCAGAGCGUUUGGCAGUGGCUGCAGGGCGAGCGCAAGCAGGGUCUGCGCGAUGUGGAGGAGAUGCUGGUGGACGGCACGCACGUGACCGGCUACGGCGAGCUGGUGCGCUGCGAACGCGGCCUGGAGCUGCGCCCGCCGCCGGGCGACCUGCCCUACAUCCUGACCACGCGCUCGGAGGCGGCGCUGCUGCGCGCGCUGGAGUACGACGCCAUCAGGUCGGAGCGGCGGCGCCGUGAGCGCGCCGGCGCCGCCGUACCCGAGGCCGUCCAGUGCGUCGUGUGCCUAAGCAACCCGCGCGAGGUGGUGGUGGCGCCCUGUCAGCACGUGUGCCUCUGCGUGGACUGCGAGGAGCGGCUGGACAAGCGCUGCUGCCCAGUCUGUCGCCGUGACGUCACCAGUGUGCUGCCGGUCUACCUGGCUUGAAGGCGCAGUGGGCUGCGUGGGUGUGAGUACUAACGGUUGCGUCGAUUAGCUGUGCAUCCGAUCUGGUCAUUGGUCAGCUGAGGACGGUCGUUUCUGCGUGGCCUUUCGGUGGGGUGACGGUCGUGCCAGCGAGGCUUCCAAGAUUAUCGACGUUCGUGUGUUUUAUGGAAACAUUUUGCUGUGGCGGUGCGAUUGUUUUGAACGUCCGUACGCCGGUGUCCUCAGCAGCCGUUGCACCAAUUUAGCAACGUUAUACCAGCCAAGUGCCUUGUUGAGAUCAAACCAGAAACGCCUGUAAAAGCACACAGAGGCUAGUGAUUUGCGGUGUUAUUAACGCGUUGCCGAUGCGGCGUGCUGCCAUUUGGUCGGACUGUUGUUUUCACGUGCAGUAGUUAAUCGAGAGUGCUCUGCCAGCGGUGUGCAUGGUGCAUGUGAGAGCCAGAUGCCGACUUGGGUCCGGAAUGGCCGCAGACUCCAUUUUAACUGUGUGAGGGAAUACACUUUUGUAGCUGUG